Linum tenue is the source of this 2099-nucleotide messenger RNA. The record is from the annotation of a GenBank genome assembly. Lineage: Eukaryota; Viridiplantae; Streptophyta; Magnoliopsida; Malpighiales; Linaceae.
CCAAACUUUGCAAUUUACCCAUUAUAAAUCUCUCUGAAUCUCCUUCUUCGCCGCAUAUUGUUUGUUUUCUGAUCUAAGCUCUCUUUCUUCCUUCUUAAUCAACUCCGCCUGAGUCAAUCGCUCGCCGGCGGCCUUCACGGAUCCAGUCGGUGCGGAUUACAACUUCCCGGGAGACUGGCAGUUAAGAGAUUUCAAUAUAAAAGACCAGUCAGUUUCCCCAUUGCCAAGCCCAUCUACUCCAGUUCAAUUGGCACUCGCUGCUGGCUGCGUCUCUGCAACUUUUCCCCCGGUAGUCGCCUCAUUACCGGUUUGUUCCUUGAGAGAAAAUGGGAUCCUCAGAUUGUCAGCGCUCUAGAUCAGAGAGAUCUCCUUUCUUGUCCGACAAAUCAGCCAAGGUCUUUGUAGCUGGCCAUCGUGGACUCGUGGGUUCUGCCAUCGUCCGGAAGCUCCAGUCUCUGGGGUUCGCCAACCUCCUACUCCGAACCCACUCUGAGCUCGAUCUCACUCGUCAAGCCGAUGUGGACUCAUUCUUUGCUGCUGAAAAGCCAGACUUUGUGAUCCUGGCAGCUGCCAAAGUCGGUGGCAUUCACGCCAACAACACAUACCCUGCGGAUUUCAUAGCCAUUAAUCUCCAGAUCCAGACCAACGUCAUCGACUCUGCUUACAAGCAUGGAGUCAAGAAGCUCCUCUUUCUGGGCUCAUCCUGCAUCUACCCGAAACUGGCCCCUCAGCCUAUCCCGGAAGAGGCUUUGCUCACAGGGCCUUUAGAGCCGACGAACGAGUGGUAUGCGGUGGCCAAGAUCGCUGGCAUCAAGAUGUGUCAGGGUUACAGGGUUCAGUACAGCUGGGAUGCAAUCUCUGGGAUGCCAACGAACUUGUACGGACCCAACGACAAUUUCCACCCUGAGAAUUCACACGUCUUGCCAGCAUUGAUGAGGAGGUUUCACGAGGCGAAGGUGAAUGGCGCGAAGGAAGUGGUGGUGUGGGGGACGGGGAGCCCGUUGAGGGAGUUCCUUCAUGUGGAUGAUUUGGCUGAGGCGGUGGUUUUUAUGAUGGAGGAGUACAGUGGGUUGGAGCAUCUCAAUGUUGGGAGUGGGAAGGAAGUGAGCAUUAAGGAGCUUGCAGAGUUGGUGAAGGAAGUUGUUGGGUUUGAAGGGGAACUCGUUUGGGACAGCUCGAAGCCAGAUGGAACUCCGAGGAAGUUGAUGGAUAGCUCGAAGCUGCUGGGAAUGGGUUGGAAGCCGAAGGUUUCGCUUAGGGAUGGCCUGGUUGAUACUUACAAGUGGUACACAGCCAAUGCAGUAACCAAGCAAUGAUGGGAGGUACAAUUUGACAUAUUCUGCUCUGAGACUUGUUACCACAACAUUUUGACGGCCAUUUUAUCUUAGAAAUACUACAUUCGAGAUUUAUGUAAUGGGUUGAUGUUCAGCAUAAUUAUAUCAGGUGGAAAAGGUUUUGUGUUAUUGUGUUUGUGAUGGAGAUUGAGCUGCUGCUGCUAUGUGGUAGAUCAGAAAAAAAGUAUGUCCUUUGACUCCUUUUAGUGCUAUUGUAUCGUUCUAUUAAUCUAAAUAAUAAUAAUAAUGGUUCUCAUUCGUUUCGUUGAGCAUAUAGUUGGUGAAUUAGGACAAUUAAUCAGCUGUUGUCGUGAUUGGAAUUGAGGUAGCAAAAGAAAAUCAUGAAGCACAAAUGCUGCAGAAUAGGUUACUGUGUCCAAGUAUGUGGCUUAAUUUGGUCUCUCGGUGUAAUAGAUGAAUGAGCAGCAGCAGCUGAGGAUUGAACCAGAAGAGAAGUGCAGGAAGCAGCUGCUGCAGGCUGAAGAUGUUUGCAACCGAGGAUCACUAGCCCAGGAGAAACGGCGGCGUUUUGCUCUAAUCCGGAAAGCUGCUUUGGAGCAAAACGGAGACGUUUCAUCAAUAGAAGACAGCGAUGGCUUAAUACGAUGUCGUCCUUCUUAGUUCGUUGAUUGCAAGUUUAAUUGUGUCUUGUGGACACGUGCUUUUGUUUUAUUGGUUGUUUUCAUUAGUUAGUUAAUACUGUAGAUUAGCCGUUAGUUUCCACUUUCCUCUGUAAAGGCUGUUGGGUAUAUAUUGAGAAAUGCA